This is a messenger RNA of Chironomus riparius, 4892 nucleotides long. The record is from the annotation of a GenBank genome assembly. NCBI's taxonomy places the organism in Eukaryota, Metazoa, Arthropoda, Insecta, Diptera, Chironomidae.
AAACUAUUUUCAUUCCUGACAGUCCUAACAUGUGCCAGUUAAUCAGUGUUAAAUACUAAAAAGAGAAAAAAUUUGUGGAUGUCUUUGGUGAGUGUAAAUGCUCAAAAUAUAGAGCUGAAAAAACACUUACAAAGGAACGAAGAAAUCAGCAAGACAUAAAAAUUACUCUCAGUCAUUACUGUUCGUCCAAACGAGCAAGACACAAAAAUCUCGGAUGUUAAAGUUAUUUUUUUUUUUAUAAUUAAUUUGGAUAUCCAUCAAUAAAUUAUCUUAGUAGUAAACAACAUAAUGAAUAAUAAAAAAUCAAAUCUAGUUUUUUUUGUGAAUGGCAAAAAGAUAAAUGAUGAAAGCCCUGACCCUGAAAUUACUUUACUACGUUAUCUAAGAGAGAAGCUUCGAUUAUGCGGCACAAAACUUGGAUGUGCAGAAGGCGGUUGUGGUGCUUGCACUGUAAUGAUUUCAAGAUAUGAUCGAUGUGCUGGAAUUGUUAAGCACUUUUCAGCUAAUGCAUGUUUGAUGCCGGUAUGUGCACUGCAUGGAAUGUCAGUGACAACCGUUGAAGGAAUUGGAAACACGAAGGAUCGUCUUCAUCCAGUUCAAGAAAGAAUUGCAAAAGCUCAUGGAUCACAAUGUGGAUUUUGUACUCCUGGAUUUGUCAUGUCAAUGUAUGCAUUACUUAGAAAUACUCCGAAACCAGAUAUGAAGGAACUUGAAGUUGCAUUUCAAGGAAAUUUGUGUCGCUGUACUGGAUAUCGUCCAAUCAUUGAAGGAUACCGAACAUUUACUAAGGAAUAUGCAUGUGGAAUGGGAGAUAAGUGCUGUAAAGUCACAGGAAAUGGAUGCAAUGGGGAAGUCGAAGACAAACUUUUUGAACCAAGUCAAUUCGCACCUUACAAUCCGUCACAGGAACCAAUUUUCCCACCAGAAUUAAAACUCACUGAUCAAUAUGAUAAGGAAGUCUUGAAAUUCUCAAAUGAUCGUGGAGUUAUUUGGUAUCGUCCAACAGAAUUACAGGAAUUGCUAGCAUUCAAAAAGGAACACAAAGAAGCAGCCAAGAUUGUUGUUGGAAAUACUGAAGUUGGUGUUGAAGUGAAAUUUAAACAUUUUGAUUACAAAUAUUUUGUGAAUCCAUCUCAAAUCAAUGCACUGAAUCAAAUCGAUGUCUUACGUGAUGGAAUUAAAAUUGGAUCGGCAGUCACUUUAUCAGACAUUCAAAUAUUUCUUCAAAAACAAGUCAAUGAACUUCCAGAAUCAGAAACCAGAAUAUAUAAAAGCAUUGUUGAGAUGCUUCACUGGUUUGCAGGCAUGCAAGUUCGAAAUGUAGCAUCAAUUGGUGGGAAUAUCAUGACUGGAUCACCCAUUUCUGAUUUGGUUCCAAUUUUGAUGGCUGCAAAUGCGGAAUUAGAAGUUGAGAGCCUUGAUGGAGGACGAAGAACAGUAAUCAUGAAUGAGAAGUUCUUUACUGGCUAUAGAAGAAAUAUCAUUAACAACUCAGAGGUUCUCAUAUCUGUCUUCAUUCCGAAGACUUCAAAUAAUCAACAUUUCUUGGCAUACAAACAAGCCAAACGUCGAGAUGAUGAUAUUGCUAUUGUUAAUGCUGCUAUUAAUAUCAAAUUCGAAGAUCGUGCAAAGAUUAUUAAGGAAGCAAAAUUAGCAUUUGGAGGAAUGGCACCAACUUCAGUACUUGCAACCAAAACGGCAGAAAAAAUGUCAGGUAAAGUUUGGAAUCGUGAACUGGUUGAGAUUGUAAACAAAAGUUUAUUGGAAGAGAUUCCUUUGUCAGCUGAUGCACCCGGCGGAGUUAUUUCUUAUCGUCGAUCACUCACACUAAGUUUGUUCUUUAAAGCAUUUCUCAAUAUUAGCAAUGAAUUGGAAAAGUCAAUGGACUUAAAAAUUUUGGAAGAUCGAGAUAGAAGUGGAAUUAAAGGCUUCCACACCUUGACUCCAAAAAGUGCUCAGUUGUUUGAGAAAGUAUCAUCUGAUCAACCAAAAACAGAUCCAAUUCAUCGUCCUAUGGUUCAUGCAUCAGCAUAUAAGCAAGCAGCAGGAGAAGCAAUUUAUGUUGAUGAUGUAUCAAGGCAUGAAGAUGAGCUAUACCUUGCUUUAGUUUUAAGUACAAAAGCACAUGCGAAAAUACUAUCAAUUGAUGCCAACGAAGCAUUAAAACUUCCGGGAGUUCACGCCUUCUUUUCAGCCAAAGAUCUUACUCCUAAUCAAAAUAAAAUUGGACCUGUUUUUCAUGAUGAAGAACUGUUCAUAAGUGAAAUUGUUACAAGUAAAGGUCAAACUUUAGGUGCCAUUGCCGCUGAUGAUCAAAACAUUGCCCAAAAAGCAGCAAGAUUAGUGAAAGUUGAGUAUGAAGAAAUUCAUCCAGUCAUUGUAACAAUGGAAGAUGCAAUUAAACACGAAUCAUUCUUGCCUGGAUAUCCAAAAUAUCUCAAAAAUGGUGACAUUGACAAAGCCUUUAAAGAUGCAGAUCACAUUGUUGAAGGUGAAGUUCGGAUGGGAGGUCAAGAACAUUUUUAUUUAGAAACAAAUGCUGCUAUUGCAAUACCAAAAGACACAGAUGAAAUUGAAAUAUUUGCAUCAACCCAACAUCCAUCUGAAAUUGCCAAAUUAGCUGCUCAUACGUUGGGAAUUCCCAUAAAUCGUAUAGUAUGUAGAGCUAAGAGAUUGGGUGGUGGAUUUGGAGGCAAAGAGAGUCGAGGAACUCUCACAGCUCUUCCAGUGGCAUUUGCUGCUUACAAAUUGAGACGUCCCGUAAGAAUGAUGCUUGAUCGUGAUGAAGAUAUGCUUAUUACAGGCACAAGACAUCCAUUCUUAUUUAAAUACAAAACUUCAUUCCAAAAUGAUGGAAAAAUUACAGGCUGUGAUCUUAGAGCCUUCAACAAUGCUGGUUAUUCCUUUGACUUAUCAUUCAGUGUACUUGAUCGCGCAGUCUUUCACUUCCAAAAUGCUUACAAAAUUCCAAAUGUUAAAAUUGAGUCAACAUGUUUAAAAACAAAUCUGCCAUCAAAUACUGCAUUUAGAGGCUUUGGGGGUCCGCAAGGCAUGAUGGUAGGCGAGCACAUUAUCAGAGAUAUUGCUAGAGUUUUAAAGAAAGAUGUCAUUGAAAUCAUGAACAUCAAUAUGUACAAUAGUGGUGAUCUAACUCAUUACAAUCAGUUACUGCCUGAUUGUAAUAUGCGAAGAUGUUUCAACGAAGUAAGAGCAACAGCAAACAUGUCUGAACGACGCAGCGCAACAGAAGAAUUCAAUAAAAACAAUCGAUGGAAAAAACGCGGAAUUGCUCUGACUAACUCAAUGUUUGGUAUUGCAUUUACAGCACCGCAUUUAAAUCAAAGUGGAUCCUUAGUUCAUGUUUAUGUUGAUGGAUCAGUCUUAGUCUCACAUGGUGGAAUAGAAAUGGGUCAAGGACUGCACACUAAAAUGUUACAAGUAGCUUCAACAACACUACAAAUUCCAGUCGAUAGAAUUCAUAUUCAAGAAUCAGCAACAGACAAAGUUCCUAAUACUUCGCCCACUGCUGCAUCUGCAGGUUCCGAUUUGAAUGGAAUGGCAGUUUUGAAUGCAUGUAAGCAACUUUAUGAACGACUUGCACCGUACCGAGAAAAGAAGCCAGAAGGUGGAUGGAAUGUGUGGGUUAAUGACGCGUAUUUCGACAGAGUUUCUUUAUCAGCUGUUGGAUUUUAUUUAACACCUGGUAUUGGAUAUAAUCCAGCCACAAAUUCAGGUCAUCCAUUUAAUUAUUACACUCAUGGAUCAGCAGUAUCUGAGGUUGAAAUCGACUGCUUGACUGGUGAUAAUCAAGUCAUUAGAACUGAUAUUGUUAUGGAUGUUGGAUCAUCAUUAAAUCCAGCAAUUGAUAUUGGACAAAUUGAAGGUGCAUUCAUGCAGGGAUAUGGUUUAUUUACAAUUGAGGAAUUGAUUUACUCACCAGAUGGAACUUUAUAUUCAAGAGGCCCAGGAAUGUACAAGAUUCCAAGUUGGAGUGACAUACCAGGUGAAUUCAAUGUCUCAUUGCUGACUGGAGCUUCGAAUCCUCGAGCUGUGUAUUCUUCAAAAGCCAUUGGAGAACCACCAUUGUUCCUAGCUUCCUCAGUGUUUUUCGCUAUAAAGGAAGCAAUCGGAGCUGCAAGAAAGGAAGUGAAUUUAGAUCCACAUAUUUAUUUACAAUCUCCAGCUACAUCAGCAAGAAUCAGAAUGGCAUGCAAAGAUGAAAUCAUCAAAAAUGUUAUCGAACCCGAGGAAGGAACAUUUAAACCAUGGAAUAUUGCACCUUAAACAUCAAAUUUACUGUAUUUCAUUAAACAAAUAAUUACUAUUUACAGCAUAAAAAUUUGGUCCAAAAUCUCGAUUUUACUUGCUUUCUAGAUCUACUCGAUUGAAUAGAUGAAGCUGAAAAAUUGUUUUAUAUUUACUAGACUUUUAAGUCAAUAAAGAUCAUGUACUCACGACAGUCAUUAAUAGAAUAAUUUGUGGCAGCAUUCUUCUGGAAUGAAACGUGCUUCCUUAUAAUUUCAGUGUCUGUGAGACUGUCAGAGUUGCAUAUCGAAAGAUGGGAAUCUAGUUCUGAAUCUAUUGAAGUUCUCGAUAAAUUUUGAUUUUCAUUCGGUCUGUUGAUUGUUGGAGUUGACAAUGAUUCUGAUUUUCGGUUUGAGGAUGUUUUUAUCUGAUUAGAGAUUAUUGAAUGUGAGUUUGAAGAUUUUUGGUGAAAUUUCUUCUUUCUUGUAUCAAAAUCCAUUGAAGUAUCUGUCGUGCUUGUUAAGAUAGUCUCGUUAUUCAUAUAAGUCAAAAUUAAUGAUUGAUUUGAGCUUGACCUUGGGAACCUAAUGAAAUAUUUAAUAAUGUAGAUUUUUUUAAUAUUGAAGUUAAUGUCUAUCAGUAAAGAG